Messenger RNA from Sinocyclocheilus anshuiensis, 5036 nucleotides. Its product is annotated as suppressor of cytokine signaling 5. NCBI's taxonomy places the organism in Eukaryota, Metazoa, Chordata, Actinopteri, Cypriniformes, Cyprinidae. Gene Ontology annotation, biological process: intracellular signal transduction; phosphatidylinositol phosphate biosynthetic process. Gene Ontology annotation, molecular function: 1-phosphatidylinositol-3-kinase regulator activity. The record is from RefSeq and is a predicted model, not a curated record. The transcript is spliced from 2 exons. Gene Ontology annotation, cellular component: phosphatidylinositol 3-kinase complex. The coding region runs from base 174 to 1994 and encodes 606 amino acids.
CAGCCUGCGAGCUCGCGCUAUCGGCCUCUUCCUCGCGCCUUUGCUCGGCUUGUCAAGCAGAAGUACGGGCUUGGUGGAUCGGAGAUCUGGCCUCAGAUUAUGCUGCCAUUCCAACCGACCAGAACGAUGUGUGAUUCAGAUGCUCUCCUGUUUUAUGAAAGCCAACCUCAGGAAUGAGCACUCCUGCUCCCUCGCUCGUGUUUUUUUUCGCCAGGACUGAGCGUAUGUGGGACAGUAGCGAGUCUAGCAGCUUUAACAGCCUUCAGACAAAAGACGGCUGCGAAGUAAUAUUCACACAUAAAAGGGGUCGUUGUCUCCAUUCUAUGGAGAAAGUGGGCAAGAUGUGGGGUAACCUCAGGAAUCGAUGCCAAGCCCUCUUCCACAACGAUGGCUCCGAGUCCCAUCUGUGUAGCCAGGAUUUAGAUUGCGUCCACUGUGUGGUAGACUUGGGUAGGGGAGCACAUGCAGAACCCUAUGAAACUACACCCUCACGGACCUUGUCACUACUCCCACUGGUUACUGGAGGACGCAGAGGCCAUAACUGUGUGGCAGACAUUCCCCAGAUUGUAGAAAUCUCCAUUGACAAAGAGAGUGAGGAUGCACUGAUGGGUCCACUUAUCCGUAGGGACUCCUACUCACGUCAUGCUCCCUGGGGAGGUAAAAAGAAGCAUUCUUGCUCAACUAAAACACAAAGUUCGCUUGAGGCUGACAGGCGAACAGGAUGCUCAAGAGGAAGUACAGCCAGGAGGGAGCGUCGCUAUGGAGUUAGCACUAUCCAAGAGAUGAGUGAUUCUGUAGGAGCUGGCAGCAGUGGGCGCAGCCUUAGCACCCGUUCUCUACGACAGCGACUUCAGAACACCGUAGGCUUGUGCCUUCCUCUCCCCACACACUGCCGUUCUCAGUCAGCCAAAGGCCAAGUGUCCUCCAAACGUAAGAUCCACCUGACUGAACUGAUGCUCGAAACAUGCCCUUUCCCACCCGGUUCAGAUCUGGCCAACAAGUGGCACCUAAUUAAGCAACAUACAGCGCCAGUCAGUCCUCAUUCCUCAACUGCUCUUUUGGAUGCGUUUGAUGUAGUGCAUCCAUCCACUGAGGACGAGGAAGAGAGGCUGCGUGAACGGCGUAGACUUAGCAUAGAGGAAGGAGUGGAUCCCCCUCCAAAUGCACAGAUCCAUACGCUGGAGGCAACUUCACAGAACUCUUUCCUCUAUAAACUGGGACCAAAGAUGGCUCCUGGUGUUGGGGAGGGCAGAAGUCUGGGAACAGUCUCCUCCAUUUCUGGGGGGGUAUCGGGUAUUGUCGCACAGGUUUCAGCGAGUAUGGCAGUGUCAUCCCACACUGUUGACUGUGACUCUGAGGAGGACUCAACUACUCUUUGCUUACAGACACGGAAGACCAAGCAGAGGCAUGCUUCUGGGGACACACACUGCUCCAGACAACCCGGGCCUUGGAAGGUCCACACACAGAUUGACUAUAUCCAUUGUUUGGUGCCUGACCUACAGGCCAUAACUGCACUUCCUUGUUAUUGGGGGGUGAUGGAUCGGUACCAAGCAGAAGCACUGCUGGACGGACGACCAGAGGGCACCUUCCUGUUACGUGAUUCUGCACAGGAGGACUACUUGUUUUCCGUUAGUUUUCGACGCUACAAUCGUUCACUGCAUGCACGCAUUGAACAGUGGAAUCACAACUUUAGCUUUGAUGCGCAUGACCCCUGUGUCUUCCACUCUUCCACAGUAACAGGCCUGCUGGAGCACUAUAAAGACCCUAGUGCCUGUAUGUUCUUUGAGCCCCUGCUCACUGCUCCCUUACACCGGACUUUCCCUUUCAACCUUCAGCAUCUGGCGCGAGCCGCCAUCUGCAGACACACCACCUAUGAUGGCAUUGGUGCCCUCGCGUUGCCUCCAACCAUGCAGGACUUCCUGAAGGAGUAUCACUACAAACAGAAAGUCCGUGUGCGCUGGCUAGAGAGAGAGCCACCACUCAAGGUCAAAUGAGGUCUGGCUCUGCAACCAAGAGAGGCAGGAGUGUGGGCAAGAGUUUUGCCGCCAGAGGAGUAUGUGGCUCAUAUUAUCCAACAUACAGCUGGAUUUAGACACACGGCAACAGAGGAUGUUGUGAACUUCCAGCAGUUUUUUUUUACCGGUUAAUACUACACAUGGAAUCCAUACAUAUGUUUCAGUGCAGAACAUUCUGUCAAGCUAGCUUAUUUGCUGAAUUGUCGAGCAUGGUGGGAAUGAGAUGGACUUAUUCUCUCUGCUCUUUUUCCUAUGACCUUAUGUCCUUUGGCUCUCCACUAGCAUGCCCCUUGCUUUCUAUCUUCUAGUGUUUUACACUAUUUUGAGCAGUAAAACUGAUUGUUGUCACAUUAACUAGCCUCUUUUGUCAGGCAAAUGGAUGACAUCUACAGAAGCUUAGUCCACUGAUAAAAUAUGUUCAAGUAAUCUUGGAAGUCUUCAUACCUGAAUGUCUGCUACUCUCUAAAAUUUGAUGUUAAACAUCUAGUCACACUAUAUGCCUAUUUGUGAAGUCAUGACUAAUUUAUCAACAAUACCUUCAAGAUACUUUACAGUGACCUCCUACAAGUGUCAAGUUCCCUGAGGCAGCACUUGUUAAGCCUUGUGUACGUGGACAGGAUCACAGAUAUACACGCACCUCUCAGCACUAAGCAUGCUUUAUUUUUAAAAUUGAGGCAGACAGAAGUGAAAGGCAUGAAUUAAUUGCGGGGAGGUGGGAGCACUGUGCACAGUGUGCCAUAUGAUAGAGAGGACAGAUUAUUUAAAACUAGGCCCUCAUGUAGUGUCAUAUCCCAGCAUAAUCCUUGUUUUAAACAGUCUAUUUUACUAUUUUCUAUUUUUAUCAGCGACAGUCUAAAAUGACAUAUGGCACUUUAAUUGUUGUUUGUGUACCACACAAUGACUUAUAGACUCAAGUACAUGCAUAUAAACCGAUGAUAUUGUCUGUUUUUUUUAUGGACCUUAUUCAUAGGAUGUCAAUUUACCCCAUAUUCUUAGCAUGAGUCACCCGAAGUUUAUGUUAGUGUCAAGUGUCUCUUACCUUGCCUGUGUAUAUGGUAUGUACUCGAGGCUAUAUUUUAUCUAACAUGGUAAUAUAUGCAACAGCCGAAAGUGGACAGAGAAAGUCCUCUGUAAAACUUGUGUAGAUACCUCUAAGAUUGUUUUCACUUUAGAUAUUGUUGGAACACAGACAGAUGCCAUCACUGCGUAUAUAUUUAAUGUUUAUUGGAUUAAUGUCCAGUUAUGUUAUAAAGUGUGGUUGGUUCCACUUGAUACCACUUGAUUGUUGCACUUUUAUUCAUUAUGAAGCACGCAGCUAUGCUUCCCUCAUCAUAAUUGUGUGCACUAGUGAUUGAGAUUCCCUGAACACUGUAAAAUAUAGUUAUAAAACUCUAUACUUUUGAUGUGCUUGGUCUUACACAAAAAUUCAAUUAAAGCCAACGAAAUCAUACUAAUAUAUUUAAUAUCAGAUGUUCAGCAUUACAAUGGUGGACUUUUAAGUUCCAGAAGGAUCUCAGACCAUGCAUAAUAAUAUGUUAAACUGGUACAAUUUGUGGUAUUUGGGUGUUUGAUGAUCAGCGACCAAAGGUGUGCAUCUCUAGGUUGUUAUUGUGAAUGAGAAAUCUUCCACUAUGCCUCUUGAUUAUUUAUGUUGAGUUCAAUGAGUUAAUUAUAGUGUCCAGUUUUCUGGCAGAGUAGCACCCAUUUUGAAGCCAUUUAUUUGAACCAAUUAAAUCCACAAUUAAACUCUUUCAGAAUAUGCCUCAGUUGUCACUGAAAGGAAGUCAUUUUGUUAAUUUUAGAUUUUUUUUUGUUUACUCUAUUUUUCCACUUGAAUGACCUGAAUAAAUACUCAAAACAACCAUCUUAAAAUUUCUUCCACCCUGCACACUGUAUGCUCUGUAUACAGGCUCAUUUUAUGUCAACUGUGUAGCGGUACAUGUCAGAUGAUGUCAUCUGCUUUCAAGACUUCAACUUUGAAUAUAAUAUACCUUUCAUUGAAUUUACAUACAAAAUAUGAGUGCUUAGUCGCAGCUAGCAGUUUCACAGCCUCUCCCGAGCCAUACUUGCUGAAGAAAAACCAUCUAAAACCAGCCUGGUUUUAGUGGGUCUCCCAAGGUUUAGUCACUUUUCAGCUGGUCAGGCUGGGAGACCUGAUUGCCCAGUUGAAGACCGGCUUAGCCUAAACCAGCUAAGAUUAGCUUAUAACAUUUGAAUUUGACAACUAUUAUGGUUGUCCAGUUUGUGUGUUAAGUCAAUGUCAAAAAAGUAACAUGGUGUUACCAUGUUUUUUAGGAUAUGGUAACAUGGUAAUUCCAAGGAAUUUAGACAUGUCCAUCACAGUGCCAUGUUUUUUUUAGAACAUGUACCAUGGUUCUUCUAUGGUAUUCUAUGACGUUCUGUGAAGUAUAGUAUGUGGCAAAGUACCAUGGCGUGGCUAUAACCUGGUACCACCACAGUACAUUUUUGUGAAGAAAUGCUCAUAACGCUGAUCUGAGGAAAUUGUUCCCUAUAGCAAAAGCUCAACGAUGCUGAAAGGCGUUCAGCAGAAAUUCGUGAUGCUCUUUCCCGUUUCAGGAAUGAGUUCAAGUGAUGUAAGCCACUGCAUUUAUGACAGAAAGCUUCAUUUUCAAGGGUGUUGGUUCGAGGGCUGUUAAACGCUUAGCGAUAGCUUGGUCCUCACCAAAUCCUUUGUAUGUUUUUAAACACUGAGGCAUACUCAUGCAGUCAUUUGGGACUUUGUAUGCCACUGCACAGUGAGCGAGUCUCUCCUGGCAGAUUUACACCCUGCCCUGCCUUACAGGCACUAAUCACAGGCUAAAUUUACAUGCUAGCCUCUAAAUUUACCACCUGCUAAAAGGACCACUCUGUGUUUCUUGAUGGGUGCUGUGAAAAUAGAGAAGAGAGGGACUUUUUGCUCUAAUUUUUCCUCUUCCUCCCCGGUCUGACCACAUCCUCAGCAUCACCCUCUUUCUUGAAUAUGUAGUGCUGAAAGCAGUGAGCGCGUUGUUUGUUUAGUCU